Messenger RNA from Cynoglossus semilaevis (tongue sole), 3424 nucleotides. It is a transcript of the gene med4, whose product is annotated as mediator complex subunit 4. Gene Ontology annotation, molecular function: transcription coregulator activity. The transcript is spliced from 10 exons. Gene Ontology annotation, cellular component: core mediator complex; mediator complex. The record is from RefSeq and is a predicted model, not a curated record. The coding region runs from base 75 to 833 and encodes 252 amino acids. Lineage: Eukaryota; Metazoa; Chordata; Actinopteri; Pleuronectiformes; Cynoglossidae. Gene Ontology annotation, biological process: regulation of transcription by RNA polymerase II.
AAAAGAUUAAAAAGAGAAUUUUACGCCACUUCCCGUUCUGCGUAGUAGCAGUCGCAGCAGCAACAGAAACUAACAUGGCGGCGGCGGAGAAAGCGACAAAAGAUCGUUUGUUGUCGGUAUUGGAUGAUCUAGAGGUCUUAUCUCGGGAGAUGAUUGAGAUGUUGGCUCUGUCCAGGAGUCAGAAGUUGCCUCACCCAGGAGAAGAUGCUCAGAUCCUGGAGCUGCUGGUGCAGAGGGACAGAGAGUUCCAGGAGCUGAUGGAAGUGGCUCAGCAGCAGGGCAAAAUCCACCGAGAAAUGCAGCAGCUGCAGAAAGAGGUGGAGAAGAGAGAUAGUGACAUCCAGCAGCUGCAAAAGCAGCUGAAAGAGGCAGAACAGGUCCUGGCCACAGCAGUUUAUCAGGCGAAAGAGAAACUAAAAUCCAUUGACAAAGCCAGGAAAGGAAGUAUCUCCUCAGAAGAAAUAAUUAAAUAUGCUCACAGAAUCAGUGCCAGUAAUGCUGUAUGUGCUCCUCUGAAUUGGGUACCAGGUGAUCCACGACGACCUUAUCCCACAGACCUGGAGAUGCGCAGUGGGAUUCUUGGUCACAUGGCAAAUAUGCCAACCAAUGGCGUUAAUGGUCAUCUGCCAGGCGAUGCAUUGGCUGCUGGGAGGUUGCCAGACAUCCUAACUCCUCACUACCCCUGGCAGUCGUCAGACAUCGCAGCGGGGAUGCUGCCACCUCACCACACCAACGACUUUGGCCUGGACCCUCCAGGACACAACAAAGAGAACGAAGACGAUGUAGAGGCCAUGUCCACAGACUCAUCCAGCAGCAGCAGCGACUCGGACUGAAAAUGUGUUUGUGUGUUUUGGACAUUCGGGGAUGCAUAUGUGUGUAUAGGUUAUUUUCAAUUACAGUAUAGUUUUUUCCUAUUUUAUUGGCUACGUUUUGGAACUAAUUGAAGCACAGAUUUCUGCUGCACUCUACCAAAAACUUAUAUACCAGGGGCAGAUUUUGAACAAUUAAGUAGGAUUGUUUCAGUUCACUGUGAAACCACAAAGUUCCAAAAGUAGGUGAACAUCACGGUGGCUCUAUCAGUAAAAAGGUCAUUACAGUCCAUUACAGCUAUAUAAAAUAACUCUGUUUGUAAAUGAAGGUUUUUCAAACAUGAAAUGCAAACAGUCCUACUCAUCAUUAUAGACAUCACUUCCUGGUGUCUGUGGUACAAGUACAUGUUAUUCUUUGGUACUAGUUUCACAUAUUUCCGUACAAAUGUUUUUGUAUGUGUAAAUGUUUGUGUAUAUAUUGUAUGUAAAUAAAUGAUCUUUGAAAAAAAAAAAGUUUGUACUAAGGUUAUUCUAGGCUCUUGCUGCACACAGAAACUCAUUAGGUUUAAGUCAAGACAUUUAUAUAUACUAGAAUAGUCUUUAUUGACAUUGUUUGGUUAGAACAUAACAAAAUUGGGGAAGGCUUCUUCACAGGUGUAUCACAGAUAAAUACUUACAACAUUACUCUGCUGUAAUAGUCAUUUACAUAAACAACAAAACAAAAAAAACAAGCAGCGAUCAGCACUACAAUGACACCAAUGGCAAGAAAUUUACUUAAAUAUUAAUAAUAUAGAUUUGUCAUAUGUCUCAUGUCAAAUGGAAAGAAUCACAAUUAGCGAGCGUUUAAAAUUUAUUUGACUUUGUCAAGCAUUGACAGGGUGUCCAUGAGGUGCUAAAAUAUUAAAGGUUGAUAAAUCAAUUUCAGCAAAUUUAACUCUUAAUUGUGAUACUCUUAGAUAUUACAUUUUGAGGGUGCGCAUGGUUUGGCUGACCUAUUUCACUGCAAAAAAUGUGCAUGAAUGUAUUCAUUUUAUUCUCUAUGACUAAAGAUAACCGAGGGAGGAAGAUGGGGAAAUGUAAGAUUUCACACGCCUUGUUGGAUAAUUCAGAUUUUUUUUUACAAAAUAGCUGAAGCCUGUGACAGAUAAGGCUUGCUUUAUUUUAAAGAAGAAAAUCAGAGUUUAGUUUGGAGAAAGAUAUUCAUCAACAAACUUUUUUUACGGACAAAAACAAAAUAAUCUGCUAUGUUAAAAGACUAUGAUGAAAUGUAAUGAACACACCCGAAAAUUUAAAUAUAUUUGGGAACCUAAUAACAUUUUUAUUUGUACAAAACACUGAAUGUGUUGCUGCCACCUAGUGACUAGAGACUUGUUAUCAUUCACGCACUACAGAAGUGGCCCAUCUAUGUCCAGCAUGCCAUAUUUCAUUGGAGGCCCCCACGCUCUCCCUGGCACCUCACUGUGAGGUUUUCUGGAAAGUUUUGAAAAGUCUUCAGAUGAUAUUAGAAUUAGCUUGAGGAUUUUUGUCCACAAAUCUGUUUUACUUUCAGUUAUCAAACAAAGGCAAUAGGAUUCCCAAGGCAAAAACCUCGAAAACAUGUGUGCUCAGUGCAUUCUGUUUAUUUUAUGUUUGUCUUUAAGGCCCCUUCAAUUCUAUCUGAAUGUGUUUAAUUCGUUAUUGUGUUGGGUCGGUUAUGAAAGAAGUGGCUUUUACGACAUUUAGGUUUCUCUUUGUCUGGGAGCCAGAGCAUUUCUUUUCUCUCGUUUCUUCAAUUUGUGUAACUUCCCCUAUGCAUUUGUGUUGCAUAACUUUCUCCAACGUAUUUGUGUUACACAAACUCUCCUCCUCUAUUUCCACCAAACGACCAACACCGACCAUUACGAUGGAAAAAGCAAUUAGUUACGUUGUCUGUAAUUGGAAAAGUAACCCCAUAACUGACGCCGUUUAUUAUAUGGCUGAUAUUACCGUCACUGAAUGUAAUUAGAUAAAUAAAUAAUAUAAUUGUAUUUAUAUUUUAUGUGUUAUUAUUAAAAAACAAAAUAUCACAAUAUCAAAAUAUAAAAAUGUUUAAUAUCUUUAUCAUAUUUAGAACGUACGUAUGUAUCUUCAAAGGGGCCACUGUCCUUCUGUCACUGAGCCGAGUACACUACGCAUGCGUGUACAUACGGCUUGUCAAUAGAGAAGACAUGGCGGCGUCCCUGUUCUACGGCCGACUCACGGCCACUCUUAAAAACUGCUGUGGCAGAAGCUCCAUUACCUCCUCCUCAAAGCAGGUUCUUGGUGGAUCUUCCCUUUUCAGAGGACUGGUGUCUCCUCAACUGCAGCAACAGCAGCAGAGAAACCUGUCUCUCCAUGAAUACAUGAGCAUUGGGCUCCUAAAGGAGGCUGGAGUCAUGGUGCCUGCAGGAAUGGUGGCCAGCUCGCCAGAUGAAGCGUACAGCGUGGCCAAACAAAUUGGUACUAAAGACCUGGUGGUUAAAGCUCAGGUUCUCGCAGGAGGCAGAGGAAAGGGGACAUUUGAGGGAGGACUGAAGGGCGGCGUCCGAAUUGUUUACUCUCCAGAGGAAGCACGGGACAUCUCAUCUCAGAUGAUUGGCAGGAAGUUGUACACCAAA